UUCUUUUUCUUUGCAGGAAAAACGGGGAAAAUACAAGGUUGUGGUGAGGCCAACCAGCUGUGCCAAUAAACAAGGAAUCUCUGGGCUGACUUCAUGGCCUCCUUUGUUCUCCAUUGAUAUCCCAGCCUCUUUGCAUCACAUUUGGGGAAGCUUUUGUACGAACUUUGCUCCUCUCUCAUUAGGCAGCUGCUGCUGCUGAGCGAAGAUGGCAAGAAGUCAGUGACUCCGAUGCACAAGCGUCUGUUCCACCAGUCUGCCCUGCGAAUAGCACUGUCACUUUAAUAAUUCCAUUCGGGGGAUUGCUUUCAAUCCUCUUGGGCUUAAUACAGCUGAGGAUCAGAGGAACAUUAAAGGCCAGAAGGCUGGGUGGAGGAAAUAAAAAUGCAAGUGACGGCUGUUUGGAUUGCCGAGUGAAAUCUGGACCUUGGGCGCAGAAGAGCAUUGUGUACAUCCAGUGUUGUAUCUAAUUGAUAUCAAGUCACCUGUGAUUCCAACAAGGAAAGAAAAAAUUCCUUCGGAACUGCGUUUGUCAUCUUCUGAAAUUUUGUUUGGAUUGUUUGGCUCUAAGCUUCUCGGUGCCAGAAUGCGUUGAAGUGGAUUAUUUGGACUGCCAAGACUCGGACUGUGCCUUAAUUGUAUUUCCUACGUUCAACUAAUUUCUAUUUUCGAACAAAAACAAAAACAAACCCCUUGGCUGUCAACGAGGGAUUCUUGUACGAUUUUGUAGGCUGAUGGAUGUUUUCUCUGGUAUAUUUUUAUAGCUUGGGAAAUAUUUUACAGAUUUUGACAACUCUACAAACUUUUUCUCCCCUCCCUGUUGCUGUUCGAUGAGUGGAAGUUUUUGAGCUGGAACAAGCUGCGCGCGACUGUGGAAAAUGGAGAUAUAGAGAUCCGUUUCUAAAAGCUAAACUGUAUAAGUGUGUUGAGUUGGAUGGCAAACUACUGACCUCACAAGGCAAUCCCAGCGGGACACUUUUGAUACCGGUAGAUAAGUUCUUGUAUCCCGUGCCAGGAAUUACAGCAAGAAUGCCAGUCAAGAAGAAAGACACGGAUCGAGCUUUAGCACUUCUGGAAGACUAUUGUAAGAAGUUGAAAAAGCCGGAGGAGCAACAGCUGAAAAGAGCCGUCAAGAAAGUGAUGGGCAUCUUUAAAAGCAGUUUAUUCCAGGCACUGCUAGACAUCCAAGAAUUUUAUGAGGUGACGCUGCUAAACUCCCAGAAAACAUUCGAGCAGAAGAUAGAAGAAACAAACCAGGUUGCUGAGAAAUGGGAGAAGACUCAAUCUUUAAUAACAGACAACGAAAGUCAGCACAAAACCCCAGAGACGGCAACUUCCAAGGAACCAGACAGAUGGGCAACAAGUGAAGAUCCGGAUAAGGGGAACCAAUCUUCUGAUAACCAUUCCACAGAUAAUGCUGCAAAGCAGAGCCAUACCAGGUGCCCGGCCCACAAAUGCUCGGUCGAAUCGCCUGGAUGGAUACCGAUCCAGCAUUCUUCUAAGUAUCGCUACCAAGAUGACGAUGCCCCACACGAUCAUAGUUUACCUCGUUUAACUCACGACGUGAGAGGGCCAGAACUAGUUCACGUCUCCGAAAAGAAUUUAUCACAGAUAGAAAAUGUCCAUGGAUACGUCCUUCAGUCGCACAUCUCACCAUUGAAGGGGAAGAGAUGGAUGGAAGGAGCAGUGCCUUGGAAUGGGGCCAGCCCUGCUCCUAUAAUCGUCAACACUGAUACCUUGGACACUAUUCCCUAUGUCAAUGGAACAGAGAUUGAAUAUGAAUUUGAAGAGAUCACAUUGGAAAGGGGUAAUUCUGGCCUGGGUUUCAGUAUUGCUGGAGGAACAGAUAACCCACACAUUGGGGACGAUCCUGGAAUAUUUAUUACUAAGAUUAUACCAGGAGGAGCUGCAGCAGAGGAUGGCAGGCUCAGAGUCAAUGAUUGCAUCUUGCGGGUGAACGAGGUCGAUGUAUCGGAGGUGUCGCACAGCAAAGCUGUUGAGGCCCUCAAAGAAGCUGGCUCCAUAGUGCGACUAUAUGUCCGUCGAAGAAGACCUAUUUUGGAGACGGUUGUCGAGAUCAAACUGUUCAAGGGACCAAAAGGUCUGGGGUUCAGCAUUGCUGGAGGUGUGGGGAAUCAGCAUAUCCCAGGAGACAACAGUAUCUACGUUACGAAAAUCAUUGAUGGAGGAGCAGCACAGAAGGAUGGGAGGUUGCAAGUCGGAGACAGGCUUCUUAUGGUAAAUAAUUACAGUUUAGAAGAAGUAACGCAUGAAGAAGCAGUAGCAAUAUUGAAGAAUACAUCUGACGUAGUUUAUUUAAAAGUUGGGAAGCCUACCACCAUUUACAUGACUGAUCCCUAUGGCCCACCAGAUAUUACCCAUCCUUAUUCCCCAGCAAUGGAUAACCAUAUAUUGUCUUCAGGCAACAAUGGCACUUUAGAAUACAAGGCGUCUAUGGCCCCCAUCUCUCCAGGAAGAUAUUCGCCUAUCCCAAAGCACAUGCUAGUGGAGGAUGACUAUACCAGGCCUCCUGAACCUGUUUACAGCACUGUGAACAAAUUCUGUGAUAAGCCACCUUCUCCUAGGCACUAUUCCCCUGUCGAGUGUGACAAAAGCUUCCUCCUUUCAGCUCCCUAUCCCCACUACCACAUAGGCCUGCUCCCUGACUCUGAGAUUAUCAGUCAUUCACAGCACAGCACAGUAAAUCGGCCACCCACAGUGAGCAUACAACGGAGCAUUUCUAUAGAAGGAGAGCCUCGGAAAGUUGUCUUGCACAAGGGCUCGACGGGUCUUGGUUUCAACAUUGUGGGUGGAGAAGAUGGCGAAGGCAUUUUUGUCUCCUUCAUCCUAGCGGGAGGACCAGCCGAUCUCAGUGGCGAGCUGCAGAGGGGAGACCAAAUUUUAUCUGUGAAUGGAAUUGAUCUUCGUGGUGCUACCCAUGAACAGGCCGCUGCGGCGCUUAAAGGAGCAGGGCAGACGGUUACAAUAAUAGCACAAUACCAGCCAGAAGAAUACGCUCGAUUUGAGGCCAAGAUCCAUGACCUGCGUGAGCAGAUGAUGAAUCACAGCAUGAGUUCUGGGUCGGGCUCCCUGCGAACCAAUCAGAAGCGCUCCCUCUACGUCAGAGCCAUGUUUGACUAUGACAAAAGCAAAGACAGUGGUCUCCCAAGCCAAGGACUCAGCUUCAAGUACGGAGACAUCCUCCAUGUUAUCAAUGCCUCUGAUGAUGAAUGGUGGCAGGCCAGAAGAGUUAUGCUGGAGGGGGACAGUGAAGAGAUGGGUGUCAUACCCAGUAAAAGAAGGGUUGAAAGGAAAGAGCGAGCGCGUUUAAAGACGGUGAAGUUUAAUUCGAAGCCUGGUGUCAUUGAUGCAAAAGGGUCAUUCAAUGACAAGCGUAAAAAGAACUUCAUCUUUUCACGAAAAUUCCCAUUCUACAAGAACAAGGAGCUGAAUGAGCAGGACACGAGUGACCCCGAACAACAUGUUCCUUCUCUUGCCAGCGAUAGCGAAAGUAGCUACAGAGGACAAGAGGAUUUCAUUCUCUCCUAUGAACCUGUAACAAGACAGGAAAUUAAUUACACCAGACCAGUUAUUAUUCUCGGCCCAAUGAAAGAUCGGAUCAAUGAUGAUUUGAUAUCUGAAUUUCCUGACAAAUUUGGCUCCUGUGUACCACAUACAACACGGCCCAAGCGUGACUAUGAAGUGGACGGGAGAGACUACCAUUUUGUCAUCUCCAGAGAACAAAUGGAAAAGGACAUCCAAGAGCACAAAUUCAUAGAGGCUGGGCAGUAUAAUGAUAAUCUAUACGGGACUAGUGUGCAGUCUGUGAGAUUCGUGGCAGAAAGGGGUAAACACUGUAUACUCGAUGUAUCAGGAAAUGCCAUUAAGCGGCUACAAGCAGCACAGCUCUACCCCAUUGCUAUCUUCAUUAAGCCUAAAUCGUGGGAGCCGUUGAUGGAAAUGAAUAAACGCUUCACAGAAGAACAAGCCAAGAAAACGUACGAGAGAGCAAUGAAGUUAGAGCAAGAAUUUGGAGAGUAUUUUACAGCUAUUGUCCAAGGAGAAACCUUAGAAGAAAUAUAUAACCAAUGCAAACUUGUAAUUGAAGAACAAUCUGGGCCUUUCAUCUGGAUUCCUUCCAAGGAGAAGCUAUAAAGUAGCCGGUUCACCUCUGAUUAUCACAGAAGCGUAUUUAGAAGAAAACUUAAUCCUAUCCUAUUUGGAAGCUUUGGGGAGGGUGUGAUUUUGGGGAGGGAGGGGGAGAUACUUUUCCGUUUCUUGCAGUCAAUGUGAAUUUUUUCUGAAUGUACAACACAAAGUGUUUGAAGCCAUGAAGGACAUUGAUUUGGUCAUAAAGGGUAGAGAAAGAAAAAGGAAGAAAUCUUCCAACCACAACACACAAAAAGAAAGACUUCUGCCAUAUGAAUCGAACGAACAAACUGUUACCGUGUGCUCGCCGCACCGCUUGGUAAGGACGGGCGUUCGACGUGGAGGCUCGCUAUCCAAGAGAGCAGAUGCGCGUCCUCAUCCAUAUUCUUGGCUCAGCUCAAUGUGUUUGUUGAUUGCUUUAAAGAAGAAGUUUCCCCUUGAUCCUGCAAAGAACGUCACUCUGGAGUUCCAAUUGGUAAGACAGGAAUCGGAUGCGGGCGCGGAGGAGACGUGUACUGAAAGGAUAUGUUCCUGAUAUGAGAUACAACAUGCACCAUGCGAAAUAGUGUCCUGCAGGACCUGAUCCAUCUUCCACCAAACUCUGCAAAGACUGUGAAUGCUUUUCCUUCCUCUUCCCUGGAUGCUGGAUCAGGUGCUGAGUUUAAUCAUAGCACAUACGUAUUUGGUACACCUCGACUUUCGUAUAACUAUGCACAUUUAUUUCUCUCUUUGGUUUUUUUUUAACUUCCUCAAAUGGAUCCAGAGCAUUAUUCAUCCACCACCAGCACCACCUUACAGUAGGGAUGGGAAAAUAUUUCCAAAAAAUUUGAAAAAUGGAUUGUCGAAGGCUUUCAUGGCCGGAAUCACUAUGUUGUUGUGUGUUUUCCAGGCUGUAUGGCCAUGUUCCAGAAGCAUUCUCUCCUGACAUUUUGCCUGCAUCUAUGACAGGCAUCCUCAGAGGUUGUGAGGACUGUUGGAAACUAGAAAAAUGGGGUUCAUAUAUCUAUGGAUUGUUCAGGGUGGAGAAGGAACUCUUGUCUGUUUGAGGUAGGUGUGAAUAUACAGGGGCGGCUCAACCCAUUACGCAAAGUAAGCAUUUGCAGUAUAGUUGAUUUUGCCCAGGGGAGCUCUUGAGGCGCUCCUGGAGGACAAUAGACCUCGACAUAUGCGAGUUGUAGUUACUGGAAUGUAUAGUUCACCUACAAUCAAAGAGCAUUCUGAACUCCACCAAUGAUGGAAUUGAACCAAAUAUGGCACACAGAACUCCCACGACGAACAGAAAAUAUAUAUCAGUGAUUGGUUGGGGGGGGGGGGCAGCGCCAAAAUACUGUUUGCUUACCGUUGAAAAUUACCUAGGGCCGCCUCUGUGAAUAUAGCAAUUGACCAUCUUGAUUAGCAUUUAAUGGCCUAGCAGUUUUCAACGUCUGGCUUCUUACUGCCUGGGGGAAUCAUUUGUUGGGAGGUGAUUAGCUGACCCUGAUUGUUUCUUGUCUGGACCACACUAACAACUACCAUGUCAGACUACACAGAGAAGCCAUUGAAAUUCACACGCAUGUGGACAACUUCAACAGAAAGGAUGAAGCCAUGAAAAUGAACAAAAUCUGGCUACCAGUAUUUAAAAAACUCUAAAAUCAUAACAGUAAAUAAAGAACAACUAUCGGGGCCAAUUAAUCACCUCCCAACAAAGGAUUCCCCCAGGCAGUAAGAAGUGAGGAUGUGAGGGUGAUCUGGCUGUGACAUCUGUCACCCCAUUGAUCGCCAGGGUUGAUUCGGCUAGGCCAUUAAAUUGCUAAUCAAGGUGGCCAAUUGCUACAUUCACACUUGCCUCAAACAGACAAGAGUUCUUUUCCCACCCUGGACAUUU
This is a messenger RNA of Anolis sagrei ordinatus, 6010 nucleotides long. The record is from RefSeq and is a predicted model, not a curated record. Lineage: Eukaryota; Metazoa; Chordata; Lepidosauria; Squamata; Anolidae.